Messenger RNA from Pangasianodon hypophthalmus (striped catfish), 9588 nucleotides. It is a transcript of the gene myh14, whose product is annotated as myosin, heavy chain 14, non-muscle. The transcript is spliced from 44 exons. Gene Ontology annotation, cellular component: myosin complex. The record is from RefSeq and is a predicted model, not a curated record. Gene Ontology annotation, molecular function: ATP binding; cytoskeletal motor activity; actin filament binding. NCBI's taxonomy places the organism in Eukaryota, Metazoa, Chordata, Actinopteri, Siluriformes, Pangasiidae. Bases 229 to 6423 code for a protein of 2064 amino acids.
UUGAAGUCUCCGGCUUGCCCUCACUUCUGUCUCCUUUUUAUUCUCAGUGUGAAUGAGUGUGCGGCUUUCUACCUGGAGCGCUGUAAUGGGAAAAGCCGCAUUCGCAGUAUUACUUCAUACAAGCUGAAAAAAAAAAGAAAAAAGAAAAGAAAGAGAGACAGAAAACGCCUUACUUGGCCUUUGGCGUCAUAUUCGUCGGUCGGACUUGCAGAGCGGAGGGACAUAGCCAUGGCUAAGUCAGCAGCAGGCAGCGCUAAUGAUGUCACACGCUUCCUCUCCAUGGAGGCGGGGCCGAACUCGCCCACCUCUGUAUUCUCUGCCUCCAGCCAAGCUGAUUGGGCGGCCAAGAGGCUUGUCUGGGUUCCCUCUGAGAAACACGGCUUUGAGUCUGCGAGUGUGCGUGAGGAGCGAGGCGAUGAGGUGGAGGUGGAGCUUACAGAUAGUGGCCGGAAAUUGACGCUACUGCGAGAGGAGCUUCAGCGGAUGAACCCUCCUCGCUUCAGUAAAGUGGAGGACAUGGCUGACCUCACCUGCCUUAACGAGGCCUCCGUCCUGCACAACCUGAGAGAACGCUAUUACUCAGGACUGAUCUAUACAUACUCAGGCCUCUUUUGUGUGGUCAUAAACCCGUACAAGAAUCUGCCCAUCUACACAGAGUCCAUUGUGGAGAUGUAUCGUGGGAAAAAACGUCACGAGAUGCCACCACACAUCUACGCCAUAUCAGAGGCAGCAUACAGGAGCAUGUUGCAAGACAGAGAAGAUCAGUCCAUUCUUUGCACAGGGGAGUCCGGAGCAGGGAAGACAGAGAAUACUAAGAAGGUGAUUCAGUACCUGGCACACGUGGCAUCAUCUCACAAAGGUGGCACUCUUGGCCGCAGCAAGGACAGCACUCUGCAGAUGGAUGGUACGCGUUCUCUGGGUCGUGGCAGUAGUACUGUAAACAGGGGGGAGCUAGAGAGGCAGCUACUGCAGGCCAACCCUAUCCUAGAGGCCUUCGGCAAUGCCAAGACCGUCAAAAAUGACAAUUCUUCCAGAUUUGGUAAAUUUAUCCGUAUUAAUUUUGAUGUGGCUGGAUACAUAGUUGGUGCCAACAUUGAGACCUACCUCUUGGAGAAGUCUCGAGCCAUCCGGCAGGCCAAAGAUGAGAGAACCUUCCACAUUUUCUACCAGCUACUCAGUGGAGCCUCUGAGGCCGUGAGAGCCGAGCUGCUCCUGGGCAGUGCAGAUCAGUAUCGCUUCCUGUGUGGGGGUUCAGUUCCUGUUCCAGGUCAGAGUGAGGCUGAGAACUUCACUCAGACCAUGGACUCCAUGAACAUCAUGGGUUUUACACAAGAGGAGUGCACAUCCAUGUUGAAGGUGAUCUCUGCCGUGCUGCAGUUCGGGAACAUCACCUUUCAGAAGGAGAAGAACUCGGACCAGGCAUCUAUGCCUGACGAUACAGCUGCACAGAAACUGUGCCACCUGCUGGGAAUCAGUGUGCUGGAGUUCAGUCGAGCAAUCCUCACUCCCCGCAUCAAAGUGAGCCGCGAGUAUGUGCAGAAGGCACAGACCAAGGAGCAGGCAGACUUUGCGGUGGAGGCUCUGGCGAAGGCCACCUAUGAGCGCCUGUUCCGCUGGCUGGUGCACCGCAUCAACCGAGCUCUGGACCGCAGACAGAGACAAGGAGCCUCCUUCAUCGGCAUCCUGGACAUCGCUGGGUUUGAGAUCUUUCAGCUGAACUCCUUUGAGCAGUUAUGCAUAAACUACACCAAUGAAAAGCUGCAGCAGCUUUUUAACCACACCAUGUUUGUGCUGGAGCAAGAGGAGUACCAGCGUGAAGGCAUCGAGUGGAACUUCAUCGACUUUGGGCUCGACCUGCAGCCCUGCAUCGACCUUAUUGAGAGACCGGCCCAUCCACCUGGCGUGUUAGCACUGUUGGAUGAAGAAUGUUGGUUUCCACGGGCAACAGAUCGGUCAUUUGUGGAUAAACUGUCGGCUGAGCAAGGCUCGCAUCCCAAGUUCUUCAGGCCACGGCAGCUCCGUGAAGAGGCUGAUUUCUCUAUAAUCCACUAUGCUGGCAAGGUGAACUACAAGGCUGACGAUUGGUUAGUGAAGAAUAUGGAUCCUCUGAAUGAUAAUGUAGCAUCUCUUCUACACCAGUCAUCUGACCACUUCAUAUCAGAGCUCUGGAGAGAGGAUAUUCAGACACUUCCUCGUGUCUACUUUUUUGACUCCUAUGCGUCUCUGCAGACCAAUGGUUCUGACAGCAUGGAGAGGAUUGUGGGAUUGGACCAAGUAGCGUCUGGAGGUCUGGCAGAGGGCAGUGGGCCGGUGACGUUUGGAGCAGCUGGACUGAAGACGAAGAAGGGAAUGUUCCGUACUGUUGGACAACUGUACAAAGAGUCACUGACCAAACUGAUGGCCACGCUGCGCAACACCAACCCCAACUUCCUGCGCUGCAUCAUCCCCAACCAUGAGAAGAGGGCAGGGAAGCUGUCCCCUCACCUGGUCUUGGAUCAGCUGAGAUGUAAUGGAGUGCUGGAGGGGAUCAGAAUCUGCAGACAAGGCUUCCCCAACCGUAUCCCCUUCCAGGAGUUCAGACAAAGGUAUGAGAUUCUGACUCCCAAUGCUAUACCUCGUACCUUCAUGGAUGGAAAGCAGGCCUCUGAGCUUAUGAUCAGGGCUCUGGAGCUGGACGGGAAUUUGUUCCGCGUGGGGCAGAGUAAAGUGUUUUUCCGAGCCGGAGUGCUGGCACAUCUAGAGGAGGAAAGAGAUCUGAAAAUCACUGACACCAUCAUCCGAUUCCAAAGUGCUGCACGCGGAUACCUUGCUAGAAGAGCUUUCCAGAAGAAGCAACAGCAGCUAAGUGCACUGCGAGUGAUGCAGAGAAACUGUGCUGCCUACCUGAAGCUACGCAACUGGCAGUGGUGGAGACUCUUCACCAAGGUGAAGCCUCUGCUGCAGGUGACUCGUCAGGAUGAGGAAAUUCAGGCUCGAGAGGCACAGCUUCAAAAAGCCAAAGAAAACCUGAGCAAAGUGGAGCAUGACUAUGUAGAACUGGAGAGGAAACACCAACAGCUGUUGGAAGAGAAGUCGGUCCUCACAGACCAGCUUCAGGCAGAGGCAGAGUUAUUUGCCGAGGCCGAGGAGAUGAGAGCACGACUGGCCAGCCGUAAGCAGGAGCUGGAGGAGGUUCUGGGGGAACUUGAGGGACGAUUGGAGGAAGAGGAAGAGAGGGGUGCCCAGCUAGCCAAUGAAAAAAAACGAAUGCAGCAACAUGUACAGGAUUUAGAAGAGCAGUUGGAGGAGGAGGAAGGGGCGAGGCAGCGGCUCCUGCUGGAGAAAGUUACUCUAGAAACCAAAGUGAAAAGUCUGGAGAAUGAGACCAUGACUGCAGGAGAGCAGAGGGACAGACUGAGCAAGGAGAAAAAGCAGUUGGAGGAAAGGCUGAAUGAGGUGGCUGACCAGCUGACUGAGGAAGAGGAGAAAGUGAAGAGUCUCAACAAGCUCAAGAACAAACAGGAAGCUGUUAUCGCUGACCUAGAAGAGCGCCUGAAGCGGGAAGAGCAGGGCCGUCUUGAACAGGAGAAAUGGAGGAGGCGCAUGGAGGGUGAGGCAGCCGAGGCCCAGGAGCAGCUCUCUGAAAUGGGCCUGCUUGUUACAGAGCUCAGAGGCAGCCUGGCUAACAGAGAGAAAGAGAUAACCACACUACAGACACGUUUGGAGGAGGAGAGUGCUCGACGUGCGGAGGCACAGCGGACUCUGAGGGAGGCCACGUCUCAAGUAUCUGAGCUGAAGGAAGAGGUAGAAAAUGAACGAGGGAUGAGAGAGAGGGCCGAGAAGCAGAGGAGGGAUCUUGGCGAGGAGUUAGAGGCUCUGAGGACAGAACUGGAGGACACACUGGACACCACUGCUGCCCAGCAAGAGCUCAGGUCUCGGCGUGAGGCUGAGUUGGGGGAACUCCAGAGACUGGUUGAAGAGGAGACACGGCGUCAUGAAGCCCAGCUCUCAGAGAUGCGAGUCAAACACAGUGCGGCCAUCGACUCCCUGCAGGAGCAGCUGGACAACGCCAAGCGAUCACGUCAGUCUCUGGAGAAGGCGAAGGCUGUACUGGAGGAGGAGCGCGGGAACCUGACAGCUGAGCUAAAGACCCUGCAGGGGGGUAAGAUGGAGAGCGAGAGAGCAAGGAAGAGAGCUGAGGGGCAGCUGCAAGAGCUCACAGCUCGCCUGGCCCAGGCCGAGAGAGAGAGGGAGGAGAGGGAGGACAGGCUCCACAAACUUCAGUUGGAGAUAGACUCUUUGUCCAGCUCCCUGUCUGCAUCCGACUCCAAAUCCCAUCGUUUGAGCAAAGAGGUCAGCAGUCUGGAGAGUCAACUCCAUGAUGCUCAGGAGCUGCUACAGGAUGAAACGCGUCAGAAGCUGGCACUUGGAUCCCGUGUGCGAGCUCUGGAGGAUGAGAAAGCAGCUCUGACGGAGAGGGUGGAGGAGGAAGAAGGAAAAACCAGAGAGCUCACACGCCAGAUCCAAACAUACACUCAGCAGCUUGCUGAGCUGAAGAGGCAGUCAGAAGAAGUGAAUGCAGCAGUGGAAGCAGGAGAGGAGAGCAGGAGAAAACUACAGAGGGAGCUAGAGAGCACCAUGCAAAGAGAGAGAGCCAAAGAAGAGGAGAGGGAGCGAGUGGAGCGCCAGAAGGAGCGCCUGAGAGAGGAAAUAGAAGACAUGACCAUUGCCUUGCAAAGAGAGAGACAGAACUGCACUGCUCUGGAGAAGAGACAGAAGAAAUUUGAUCAGUGUCUAGCGGAGGAGAAAGCAGUGAGUGCACGACUGGCUGAAGAGCGAGACCGCGCAGAAGCUGAGAGCAGGGAGAAAGAGACUCGUUUCCUGGCUCUAUCUCGGGCUUUACAGGAAGCUUCAGAGCAGCGCGAUGAGCUUGAGAGAGCCAAUAAGCAGCUUCGCCUCGACAUGGAGCAGCUCGUCAAUGCCCAGGAUGAUGUGGGCAAGAAUGUGCAUGAACUGGAGCGUUCUCGACAUGCUCUAGAGGUGGAGGCACAGUCACUGAGAGAGCAGACGCAGGAGCUAGAAGAGGAGCUGGCUGAGGCAGAGAACUCACGUCUCCGGCUAGAGGUCACACUGCAGGCACUCCGAGCCCAGUUUGAGCGCGAGAUCAGUGCCAAAGAAGAGAAAGGAGAGGAGAAGAGACGGGCCCUUAACAAACAGGUGCGUGAAUUAGAAACUCUGUUAGAAGAAGAAAAGAGUCAGAGAGCUCAAGCGCUGUCUAUCAAGAAGCAGAUGGAGGCAGAGCUCCAAGAGGCUGAGGCUCAGGUGGAGGCAGCCACUCGGGGCAGAGAGGAGGCUCUCAGGCAGAUAAAACGACUCCAGACUCAGAUGAAGGAGUUGUUGCGGGAGUUGGAUGAGACCAAGAUAGCUCGAGAUGAAAUUAUCGUCCAAUCAAAAGACAGCGAGAAGCGCCUGCAGACUCUAGAGGCGGAGCUGCUGCAGCUGACAGAGGAGCUGGCCGUGUCUGAGAGGUUGAGGAGACAGGCUCAGCAGGAGCGGGACGAGCUGUCUGAAGAGAUUCUCAACACCGCCAGUGGGAAGACGGCACUGUGUGAUGAAAAGAGACGUCUGGAGACGAGGAUCAGCCAGCUGGAGGAAGAUUUGGAGGAGGAGCAGAACAAUGCUGAGCUCAUGGCUGAGAGGCACAGGAAGACCAUGCUGCAGGUGGAGACUCUGACAGUGCAGCUGGCCGGGGAGAGGACACUGGUGCAGAAGAGUGAGGGGGCGCGAGAGAGUCUUGAGAGGCAGAAUAAGGAGUUGAAGACCAGGCUGACGGAGCUGGAAGGAGCUGUGAGGGGCAAACACCGCCUCAGUGUUGCUGCCCUGGAGUCGAAAAUUGAAAACAUGGAGGAACAGCUGGAACAGGAAAGACAGGAGCGUGCGAUGGCCAACAAGCUGGUGAGGAAAACAGAGAAGAAGCUAAAGGAAGUGGUUAUGCAGGUAGAGGACGAGAGGAGACACGCAGACCAGUACAGAGAGCAGCUGGACAAGUCAAUGGGGCGUCUGCGGCAGCUGAAGAGGCAGCUGGAGGAGGUGGAGGAGGAGAAUUCACGCACAAACGCCCAACGCAGAAAGCUGCAGCGAGAGCUCGAGGAAAUGGGAGACAGCAUGCAGAGCAUGACACGAGAACUCAACACCCUGCGCUCCCAACUCAGCAGCACAGAACAGCCCAAAGGCACCAAACGUGCUCCGCUCCCGCUCUCUGUACGUGGAGGUCGGAGAGCUCUGGUGGAUGACCUCUCUCAGGAGAACUCUGACUCUGAAGAGCCUCCCGCCUCACCUACGCCCUCUAGUGGCCUUCCAGGAACCCCUGUGCCGUCCGAUAGUGCCCUGGGUCCACCUCCCCCAUACAGCCUCACAGAUGCGAGUGAGCAGAGGGAGGAAUGAUGGGCAGAUAGGUGAACGAUAGAAGGAAUAGACGAACAGACUAAUCUAUAAACUGACACAGCGCACACUGUAUUGACUAUACCUCUGCAGCCAAGGCGGAAGUUAUUAUAUUGAAGAUACACAUGAGCGUUCACAGAGGAAAUAAUACUAGUACUACUGAAAUCAGUCAUAUGCUGACAUUGAAUAAGUGGAAAUCCAGCUUCUUUUCCUAACGUUCUAAGGAAAAAUAGCAUUAAAGUAUCAGAGAAGCCAAAUAUCAGUGCAAUGUAUAUCAGGCUUAAUGCGGCAACACAAUUUCUCAUGCACUCUCACUAUUCAGAGGUCUCAGAUGAGUUUAUUGUGAAAUGUGUGAGUUAAGAUAGCUGCACAAACCCUAUGCGCUUUUUCAGUCAACCAUAAGCCAUGUAUUUAAGGGCAAUCUACAUGUUUAUGAUGGCAAUCAAAAAAAAAAAAAACGUAACCAGACAUUCUUCAAAUGCAGAACCAUGAUAAGACAAACUCUCAAUGGCUGUGCUUGCAUGAAUGAUUAAACUGCAGUAUUACUUUCAGGCUUUCUCUCUCUCACUUUAGCUGAAAUUGAUUUUAGGAAUUGGGAAUUAAAAUUUUUAACGAAACAGUAUUUGUCUUCAAAUUGUUAUAAUAGAGAAAUUAACUUUUUUUAAUCAAAUGUGAUUUGGUAAGGAUGAUUUUAUUCAUAUAAGUCAGACAUUUUCAUAUCAACAAGAAAGUGAAAGAGAGAAAAUGAUGUACUGUGAAAUAUCUACAAAUAUGAGCCAGGCAUGCUAGGUUUGACAGGAACAGUAAGAUGAUCAUGCAAAUCUUCAAUCCAAAAACAGAAUCAUGUAGGACAAAAAUUAAACAUUUGAAGACAGUAAAUAGGAAGAUCACAUUUAUGAAUUCACUUUCAUAAAAUUCAUGAAUAUUAGUAGUAGACGUAAUGAUUCAGUGAUAGUUCUCAUUGGCUCAAAUGGUACUGGAAAUGAUAAACACUUGUACAAGGAACACAAUAAGAUUAAUUUUAAGAACUGUUUUCCAUAAGAACAAUAUGAAAUAAUGUUCAAUUAUCAUCAUAGGUAAUAUUCAGCACUUCUGAGUAGCAAGGCUUUUUUUUUUCAGUUUCGUGUUACAUCCUGUUCCUGAGUAUCUUAAACACUGACUUUGCUUUUUUAGAUGGUCAGUUCUGAAGUGAGUUCAUGUGUUAUGUAGACUGUGAGCAGUUAAAUGAGAUUUUUUGAAGUACUUCUUACAUCAUGUCACUCCCAGUUUCAGUCUGCUUAACUGUAAUAUUUGUCAGUCUAUCUAUUCUCAUUAUCCAAGGUAUUUAUUUAUGUUUUGAAUGUCAUGUUGCUUAUACUUUGCAGUGUAACAUUAAAUGCAGACAGAGAUCCUGAGGGAGAACACUGUGUACAAUUCCGUGCAUUUUGAAACAAAUACACUAAAUCUAGAGUGGUAGCGAAGAAAAGAUUUUGUAAUUGCAGAUAAAAAAAAUUAACAAAUGGUCAUCCUGUGCACUAUGCCAUUUUAAAAAUAUCCUUGGGUUCAUCAAUAUGACAUUUCUUUAUAACAAGUUGUGUAAAACAUUUAUGGACGAAAGCUUUAUGUUUUACCAAAUUGAUGGCAUAUGGGUGUAAAAAGGGAUAUUAACAUCAGUAGUUAGAUAGGAAGAACGUACAUGUAAUUUACAGUGAAACUCAGUGGCAGUUUCAACACCCAGGACCUAAUUCUUUCCCAGAAUUUCAUCCUAAUUUAUUGCCUGCACCAAGGAUGAGGUAUUGCACGUUAGAUCACAUUUUUAUGAAGUCUCUUGUAGCUGUUUGGUGAAAGUGAGGGUUUAAAGGUAUUUUUUAGUCAGAGAUCUUAAUGUGAGAAAAGAUGGUACCUACGUGACAGAGCCUUAUAACUUGUUUUUCCUGAUUAUUUCUAUGUGCUUUAAUGUCACAGUAGAGUUAGUAACAUUAUCAGUGAAGUGCAUUAAACCACACAGAAGACUCUCUAAAACUCUGCUGAAAGUCUUCUUUUAGAGGUCUGUUGGGCAAAGAUGAGACCUUUCCAUUAGUGUAAUGUCUAUUAUAUUCACCUCAAAUAAAAAGCUGCUCUUGUAUUUUUUUCCAAGUUCCAUUUUAGACACUUCUGACUAUUUCUUUGUUUAUGCAGAUGUCAGCUAAUCAAAUAAAAAUGUUAUGACACUGUUACAGUUUUACAGGAGUUAGUUGUUUAACGUACUUAAAUGAUGUUCAUAUUUGUUCACAAUAAAGGUUUUAGGUUUAGGACCAAACAAUCCACUGCAAUCUUGUACCUUUAAUUUAUUAGACAUAUGUUGUGAGAAUUAAGAUGUAGUAAGGUUGGUCUCUUUGCCCGCCUGCUCUGUGUUGUUUGCUAAAGCUGUUUCUUUGUGCAAUAACAGUAAUUUAGAUGCACUGGUGCUGUAAAGGCUGGUGAACUACAGGUACAACAUGUUUACCGGCACUACAUAUUGUUCAGGACCCACACUGGCAAUCGUGUUUAGCUGACACUGUUCAUGAUAUAUUCUCAUCAGUAUUAUGGGAGAACAUGUUGACUGAUAAAUCUACUCUCAUAAUAAAUGUUGUCAUAACUUCGCCAUGUGUUUUUGUCCCAAUUGAAUAUUCGCUUUAUUAUUUUAAACUUAAAUGAUAUAUUAUUUUAAACUUAAAUGAUAUAGACAGGCUUUUUGGUUUUGCCAAUUUCAAUUAAUUGAAAUUACACUCUUGAAAAGUACACUUUAAAGAAGCUCUUGGCCCUCACAUGUAAGUGGACCGUAAUAUUUACACGUAACAUUGAGGCUACAUGUAGCAUUCUCCUGUAUUUGGUAUAGGAAACUGUAAUGUAAAAAAAGAAACAACAACAUUUUGACCCUUUAGAAGCUCUAGUCAAACCUUUCUUUGUAAAAUACACAUUAAUAUUUGUUUUAGAUUUCUAUACUUGUUAAGAAAAAAGUAACAGUCUAGGCUGCUGAAUUACUAAAGAGCAUCUAAUAGUGAAUAAAGGGUCAGCAAAAUAUCAUUUGGAGUUCUCCAUGACAGGAUUAGUACUGUCUUAAACAUCUUUGUUUUGUGCCUCUGUGGAACUUUUGAACUAUUUAUUUGCUUUUUUUUUGUUUUGUUUAAUUUGGCUAUAUGAAUAAAAUCUGACUGGGGUGAAUUUUAA